This is a messenger RNA of Ceraceosorus guamensis, 1601 nucleotides long. Its product is annotated as terpenoid synthase. Gene Ontology annotation, molecular function: prenyltransferase activity. Gene Ontology annotation, biological process: isoprenoid biosynthetic process. The transcript is spliced from 2 exons. The record is from RefSeq and is a predicted model, not a curated record. NCBI's taxonomy places the organism in Eukaryota, Fungi, Basidiomycota, Exobasidiomycetes, Ceraceosorales, Ceraceosoraceae. The coding region runs from base 255 to 1574 and encodes 439 amino acids.
AGAGCGUUAGAGGCGCCUCUUUAGGUCUCUGGCUACAGAGCUACACGCCACGCCAGCUCAUCAUUGCCGUAUAUCCCAAGCUUUCGAAGCUGCGCACAUCCAAGAGGAAACUGCAUAGAUAUAGGCUGCACUUUCUGCAACUUCUGCUUCAUUGGCUCAUCCGGCCCAUACAACACCCUUCUUGUAAGCUCCUCGCCAGCAAAGCGGGGCGCGGAUCAACCUAGCACGUCCAUUCGAAUCGAGCACGCGCGAACAUGCCCUUCUCGGACUCUCUUGACCAAUCGCAGAGCUCUCAAGAAGCCUCGAAAUCUUCAGCUCUCCCUUCAGACCCUCGACCCAGCACAUCCGCUCCCACUCUUGCGCCUUCCGCCUUCAAUGCGUUCUACACCAACAUACGCUCGCACCUGUCGCUCGACCCGACUUGGUCCGCCGUUCAAGAACGUGUCCUCUUGGAGCCCUUCUCCUACCUGGCCUCCAAUCCCGGCAAGGAGAUACGCGGAAAACUCAUCGAUGCUUUCAAUUGCUGGCUGAGACUGCCGGAGGAGAAGCUGGGUAUAGUGAAGGAUGUGGUGGGCAGGCUGCACACGGCCAGUCUUCUCAUGGAUGAUGUGGAGGACAAUUCGGACUUGAGAAGAGGAAUUCCCGUAGCGCACAAAAUCUACGGAGUACCUCAGACGAUCAACACGGCCAAUUACGUCUACUUUCAAGCUUUCAGUUUGAUCUUCUCCAUGGGCACACCUUCAUCCUCGCGCGUCAGCGUGGAAAGGCUCGUCAAUGAUGAGCUGAUGAAUCUGCAUCGAGGACAAGGGUUGGACCUUUUUUGGCGAGACGCUUUGAUCUGUCCAACAGAGGAGGAGUACGUAGAUAUGGUCAACAACAAGACUGGCGGUCUGCUUCGCAUCGCUGCAAAGCUCAUGAUGGCACAUAGUGGCCUGUACGCAGACUCAGAGAGCGCAACAAACGCCCAGCACAGCGCUCCUGAUCUCUUGCCGCUUGUCAACCUCAUCGGACUGCUCUUUCAGAUCAGGGACGAUUACAUGAAUCUGCAAUCCGCAGCGUACGCUUCCAACAAGGGUUUUGCGGAGGAUCUUACGGAAGGGAAGUUCAGCUUUCCCCUCAUACAUGGCAUUCGCGCUUCUGCCUCUGAUUUGGACCAGUCGCAGGAGCGAACGCACGCCCCUCCUUCCACACCCGCCCAUCUUCCAAGGCCGGGCAUUUCCCCCGUAAACAGCGCAUCGAACGUUCGCAAGACGUCACCGCCAAGCAGACCCAGCACUUUGUCCAGUCCAGAGACGGUCCCUCCCAAUCGACGUCUCUUGUCCAUACUUGCUCAAAGACCGUCAGACGAGGCUACGAAGCGGUACGCCGUCCAUUACCUCAAAGACGUCACUCGUUCCUUCCACUACACCAUCGGCAUCAUGCAUCACCUGGACGGUGUCGUCGGUGAGGAGAUCGACAAGGUGGAGGCGGUCCUUGGACAGAAUCCGGCUUUGAGGUCCAUCUGCCUCGCCUUGCGAGCUGGCUGGUGGGGUGCAGAUGGAGGAGACGAAAAGUGGGCGUCGGGCGCGAGUUGAGAGAGAGACAGCAGGCGGAAAGGCGAG